UUUAUUUUAGAGAAAUGUAUAUAUGAUUGACUAUUGGUAACACACUGAGGACUUGAGGAAUGAGAACAUCUUACAUUGCAUCAUCCACACCUCGAGCAUCACCACACAGAUACUACACUCGUAACAACCAGAACCCUAUCUCACCCACUGCCUCUGACAACCAGCAACCACUCAGAGAAGGCACACCACCCACCUUCCUCGACCAGAAACGAAACAUUUUCAAUUACAGAUCAGGAGAUUCAGAAUCAUCUGAGGAUGAACUUGAUGUCCAAACGGGACAGGGUCCAAAGCUGCAGCCCACAUCUCGGUUACAAUCAGCUGCCAACUUACUCCGCAACAUAUUCAUGUGGAUAGGCCUUUCUUUUCUCACCCUGAACGUCUACAUUUUAUCACAAUUGAAGAAGCUAUGGCCUAUGUGGAAGGACCCUUUCUUGGACACUAAUUUGAACAAAGGUGUGCCGGACAGCCCAGAUAGGUCGUACAGGGCUCAUAAUCUGUCACGUGCACCGAUGUCAUCCAGAUUGGGCUCUUACGACACGAUCAGCUCCCCAGUAAAGAGCUCAGCUCCACCUGCAUCACGUUUCUCUGAAGUUGGUUGGUGGUUUCUGUCAGCUCUUAUAUUCCCUGCUGUUCUCAUUCUCCUACUAGGCAUUCUUUUGGUUCCACAUCCCCUGGUACUGGAUGGGAAAGCCGGAGCAGAAACACAAACUAUAUCUCUACAUCUCUUCUCUUUUCUAGAGGAGCAGAAGACAGUUUCCGCUAAAGUCUCUAAGCUGGAAGCAGGGCUGUUGUCUCUGGACCUGAGAACUGUCAAGUCAACCACUGAACUAAAGAGUGCCAUCAAGGACCUAGAGAAAGAAAAGGAGAGACUAGAAUCAGAGUUAGUAGCUAUAGCGACCCUGGAUAGACAGCAGUCAUCCCAGCUAGCACAGCUUCACUCCCAACACUCUACACACGGGACAACUAUUGAGGGCCUGUCAAGUUCCCUAAACGACGUGAAGCUAAACUACGACAACCUGAGCUCCCAGAUCACCCUUCUACGAGCCAGCAUCACAACACUCACCACCCUCCAAACCACACUGUCCGCUACACAGGCCACUGAGUCAGGGAGAUUGUCUGAGUUGGGUAGCUCUCACCAGAGUCUGGUGGAGAGGAGCGGAGGGCUGGAGAAGAGGGUGGAAGAGUUGGGAGCUGGGCAGGGGGAGAUAAGGGGACUUCUAGAACCACUUACCAGUAAGCAAGAUAAGCUAUCAGCACAAUACAAAGAGCUAACAGCGACUCAGACGACCUCUGCUGGCAGGGAGUCGGCUGAUAUUGCGAAGUUAAGAGCUGAGCUGUUACCCCUUAUUACUGAUGUAAAGGUGGACGAUGCCACUCAAGCGAAGAUAGAAGAGCAAGGAGUAGCAAUGCAGGAGUACCAAGAGAAACUGGUUAACUUGGAAACUAAGAUAUCCAGUAUACCUACCCAACAACAACAACAACAGUUUCCUUCUCAGACCAUACCACCUGACCUAGUAUCACGACUAGACACUCUGACUACAGAACUAGAAGCAGUACGCUCCACUUCUCCUUCUACUCAACAGUACACUGUUCUAGAGACCCGACUAGAUAAUAUCCGGGGUGAGCUGGAGAGAUACGUAUCUAGUAGUGGGGUGAGGAUACAGGAGGUGUGGUCUGCGUUAGAGGAAACCAGACACAAGGCUACUGAAGAUAGGAAAGUGUCUCAGUUGAAGUUGCAGAGUAUUGAGAGCAAGCUAGCUGUUCUCACUGCCCUUCAAGACAGGUUAGAGAAACUGGAGGUGAAUCAAGUUAGUGGUGUAGCAGAAGAUAAACGUCUGCAAAUUGAGAUAGCAAAACUAGUGGCAGAUUUGAGGGACAUGGAUGUGAAAUACAGUGAGAAAGUGCGAGCAUUGAACCUCUCUCUGGACGCUUUGAAGAGUGAUAAGAAUAGCGAAGCUUCUAGAACAAGUGAAUAUAUCAGACUAAACACAGAGGAACUCAAAACGAUGAAGAACCAAAUUGCAAGUGACGUGACGUCACUACAACAGAAACUAGCUGAUCUAGAAAGUUCUGCUGAUAACAAGAUAAGGCAUGUUGUGUUGGAAGUGUUAUCUACUGUUACACACAACUCUCCUGAUACUCGCUUCUUUGGGGACUGGCUCAAAGCUAACUUCCUUACCAGGGAACAAUUUGAUAGGGAAGUUAGAAACGAGAGAGUGGUCCUGCCCUCACAAGAUCAGCUGAUACAAAUCGUCAUUUCGGAACUUCAUUCCAAACAUUCCAUUGAUCUCCACCCUGCUAGUGGAAUAACUGCCGCCGAUAUUCAGAUAAUAGUAAAAGAAGCUUUGCAAACAUUCGACGAGGACAAAACAGGUCGGGCUGACUUUGCUCUUGAAGCUUUGGGAGGAAACGUUAUCAGUAUUGGCUGCACAGAGACUUAUUACGAAGAUGCACCGUACGCUAGUUUUAUGAGUAUCCCCCUUUACCGUCAACCAAACCCCCCUAAUGUGGCACUUCAGCCGGACAUCACCCCGGGCAAGUGCUGGGCCUUCAAGGGAAGCAAGGGAUACAUGAUGAUAAAGCUGGCACAUGCAGUGAUUAUAGACGGAUUCUCUAUGGAACAUCUGUCUAAGAAACUUUCGCUGAGUAAUGACAUCAGUUCGGCCCCCAACAAGUUCUCAAUGCGGGGUUUCAGCCACCCCGAGGACUCGAGCUCCCACUUCUACGGAGAGUAUAAGUUCAGUGAUACUGGCCCUUCUCUACAGCGCUUCACUGUGACGCAUCCCAGCAAGGUUGCAUAUGAAAUAGUUGAACUGGAUAUUGAGAGUAACCAUGGAAACCUCGAGUACACUUGUCUUUAUAGAAUACGCGUUCAUGGCAAAGUCCCCAAACUGUCGUGAGUAGCUAGUAAUAGCCCUGAUGUCAGAUCUUAAUAUCAUUUCCAAAUCAUCAGCCCCAAACUGCUGAACUGAAAACACGCUCAUACACCUGAUAUAUAUUCAUUAUGACAUAAUAUCUUGUGGACUCGCAUUGGUGGACAUAUCAGCACAAAGAAGUUUCGUACCAAGUUUGUAAUUUGUAUCGUAUACAUUUACAUAGCAUGCUACGAUAAUCUCUAUAUUUUAUCUCUUUAUUAUGUGUUUGUAAGACUUGUAACAUUAUACUGCUUAUAUUAGAUAGUCCAUUUCCGUUCCGUUCUUCUACUUGCAAUUCGAGUAGGCUUUUCGUAUUAACACCUGUGUUUUAAAGCAUAUAUUGAAACGUUACUCAGCAACUACUGAUCCUUACUUUUCUCGGGCACAUGCCAAAAUUCAGGGACGCCCAGUCAAGUUAAAUUUGAUUGACUUUCUGAAGCGAAGGCGAUUUAUUUAAUCAAAUUUAUUUAACAAAGUCUUGAUAUGAGACUGUAACGUUGUAGGUUUGACCUUUGACUAAGGCAGGUAUGACCGAGAUUUUAUUUAUAGGAUUACGAUUUAUUUGAACUUGAAGAUUUGAUUUAUAUUUACAAUUUACAAGAUUUAUAUUUGUUAUUUGUAAUUAAAUUGUUAACGUUUUGGUGAGACACAGAGUUUGUUACUGUGUAUGUUUUGGAUAGAUUUGGUCGAUUUUUGAUCAGCAAUAUUAUUGGAGAAAUAAAAUAAAAAUGUGUAUUGUAUAUAUAACUUCUGAUUUAUUUACAUUUAUCUUA
This is a messenger RNA of Bolinopsis microptera, 3688 nucleotides long. RefSeq names its product klaroid protein-like. Gene Ontology annotation, molecular function: protein-membrane adaptor activity. The transcript is spliced from 24 exons. Bases 60 to 2900 code for a protein of 946 amino acids. Lineage: Eukaryota; Metazoa; Ctenophora; Tentaculata; Lobata; Bolinopsidae. Gene Ontology annotation, cellular component: meiotic nuclear membrane microtubule tethering complex; nuclear envelope. The record is from RefSeq and is a predicted model, not a curated record.